Molecule: messenger RNA, 2005 nt
Organism: Anastrepha ludens (Mexican fruit fly)
Lineage: Eukaryota; Metazoa; Arthropoda; Insecta; Diptera; Tephritidae
Exons: 5
Coding region: 1-861 (286 amino acids)
Source: RefSeq, a predicted model, not a curated record
AUGCAAAUUGUGCGCAAAAUUAUAGAAUCAACAAAUGUGCAAGCAGUGCAGCCAGCAGAUCACGCCGGUGAACUUGGUUGGGCGUUCACCUUAAUCAUAGUUUCAAUCAUAUCAGCUCUUAUAGGUGCUAUUGUAAUGGUCAUAGUUCUAAGGUGUAGAAGAAUAAAAUCAGCUAAUAACGGCAAUGGUGGUCGCACGCAACCCUGGUGGUGUCGUAACAAUCGCAAUGGUGGCUCCAACGGACGUUCAACCCUGUCAAUCAAGCAUCCCGCCGAUAGCAUACGAAGGCGUCCGAAUAGCAACUCUGGAGUUUGGUCCUGGAGUCGUCGCUCUUCAGCCAGUCCCGAUCAAAUCGGUCCACCAUCCUCGUCGCCCGCCGAAAAUCAUUACACACACAUGGAUGAUGCAUACAGUCCGGUUAAUGAGGCAUUGUACGCAGAAUUGGAUCGGGAAUCGGUACGUUCAGGAAAUCCGUCAUAUCAAAAUACGGCCUACAGUCAGUGUGGUGAGAAAUACAAUUUCCAACAACAUGAACAGGACAUUCCGAUGGUAGUCUCAUCAGCGCCCAGUAGCGCUUAUUAUUCUGACCUCUCAGUGACCGCCGUGCCAGGUGGCGGCAACGAGCGUGCCUAUGAAAUUGUCGGUUUAACAGUUAUGUCACAGCCAUUACCCAAUUGGGAUGGCAGCAGUGGUGGUGGCAGCGGCAGUGGUGUUGUAGGUAUGGGUGUUGGCGGCACUCUUGGUGUACUUGGCAGCGGGGGACCCAAUGAAGCUUCGCAGCGACGUAUACCACGUUUAGCAGCCAUAAAUGAGACGAGCACAACAACUGUAGCCGCGUCAGUGCCCUCUGAUUAUGUAUGAAAUUUGGAGGAUGAGAGGCGCAGUGAGGAAGCGGUAUAGCGAUUUUAAAAUGCUAUUAUUUAAUACUUAUAUACAAGUUUAUAUAUGUACAUGCAUUCGUAGUUAUGUACAUGUGCAUGUACAUACAUACAAAUACUUUAUAGCAAUACGAAUAGUUGUUAAGGAAGAUAGCGAGCGAAAGUGGCUGUUGGUAGUGAUUAUUCGAUACUUUUUCUUGCAGGUAUCGAUAACCCUUCCCCGAAACAAGUAUUUUUUUUACUCGAUACUUUUUUCAUGUUUGGUACUUGGUAUCGAUAUUCUUUUUGCAUUAUUUGCUUAAUGGCAGCACUAUAACUAUUAUUCAUCAUCAAAGUAGGACACACAAAUUUUAAUUUGCCAUUCUUUUUUCGAGUUUACUUUUCUUGUAUAUUUUGUGUGUAAUUGAUUUUGAAAAGUUGAGAUUUUGCAAUUGCAAAGUAUGUCAUUUGAUAGAAACACUAAGAACUUUUCUUUUCUAGACAACUCCAACAAGGUUAAUCGUAAUAUUGAUUAAAAAAGUCGCUAUCUGAAUUGUGAAAUACCUAAUUUGAAAGUAAAUCAUUUACAUAAUUUUGAAAAAAUUAAAUUUUUCCCGCCCUUUUAUGAAAUUUCAAAUAUGUAUUUAGUAUUCGUGGCAUACCUUGUCCUUGCGAAAGACUUUUCUCGAAAGCAGGAAUAGAAUUACACAGACAAGAAACCGCCUGUCAUAUAUAUAUUAUAUUUUAAGAAAUUGGUUUUUUGUACUAUUUUUUAUUAAAAUGUUAUGCUAAUUUGUGUGCAUUUCGAUUUGAAAAAUUCAAGCAAAACGUGAAAAAAUACUUAUUUUAAUAAUUCAAAUUUUUUAUUCAGUACUUGAACAUACACCAUACUUUUUAUCGAUAUUUGUUCAUUACUUGAUACUUUGUUUCGAUACCAGAAGCAAUUGAAAGUAUCGAUGCCAAGGUGGUAUCGUACAAUCACUAAUUGUUGGCAGCACUUCUAGCAAAAAAUAAACAAUAACAACUUUAGUAUAAACAAAUGUGGUUUAUAAAAGCCCAUAAUGAAAUUCAACGAGCUUAAAUUUGUUAAUAAAUAAUUUUAAUGUGAAUUUUCUAAAGCUGUUGAAACAGUUAUAUUUUGCAAAGCA